Molecule: messenger RNA, 1145 nt
Organism: Neohortaea acidophila
Lineage: Eukaryota; Fungi; Ascomycota; Dothideomycetes; Mycosphaerellales; Teratosphaeriaceae
Exons: 3
Coding region: 298-1026 (242 amino acids)
Source: RefSeq, a predicted model, not a curated record
GCAGUCAUGUCAAGCAGCCUUGGAAGCACAGGGCUUGCACACCUUCAGCUUGCACACUUGGCACUCCCAGAUGAACCAGUGCGGGCCUUGGUGGCACAGGUUGCAGUUCCACAGCACGAGGGUGGUGUCGGAUUUGAGCAUGCGGAAGGUGUGCUCGCAUUUGCCGGGUUUGGCCAUUUGUGAGGUGUAGAUGUCUGUUGUUGGAUUGGAUACCCUCGACGCCGGUAGGUCGCUGACUAAAGGAACUGAGAGGAGUGCAAUGCCGGGAUAGAAGACAGGCAGAAGGUGGAGUGGGGUAUGGUGAGGCCAGGCAAGGUAGAUAGCGAUGAGAAAAGACAACCGAAAUACACAACCGUGCCGAGAUCGAACAAACGAAGCGCAGAACCAGAGGGCCACCCAAGCUAUAUAGAGAUGGGGAGGAGUGCGGACGACGCGGAGGAGUCCAGACAGCGGUGGGAAGAGGCAAUGAAAGAAGAAAGACGGGCAGCGCAACCGCGUGCCUUUAUUGCCCGCCCCGCCGCGCCCCGUGUGCAGCAAAAGGGAUGGAUGGCAAGCCCCGGUGACAGGUGCGGCGCACACCCGACUCGUCGAAAAGAGGCAGAAGGCGGAUGGAAAGAGCAAUCGAGGCAGAGAUCUGGUGUCACCGUGGGAAGACGGCAGCUCGGUGCGACGGACGGCUUGACGGCGACGCCUGGCCCGGUUUUUCCUUUUAGUCUUUGGCGAAGCAUCGUUCCAAACGUACCUUUAUGCUUGCGACUGCUCGCGGACUCGUCGGCUGCGCGAGGGAAGGUUUACGGCCUCACCCUGUGCAUAACACGGGCGGGCGUGGGCGUGCACCGCUACCCGUCGUCCAUCGAGGGCUGCGUGGCCGAUUGCCACCCGCCGCCGCGGUGUCGGGAGGCACGCAUCGCGGGCGUUGGAUCCCUGCGAUUGCGCAAGGCGGACCCCCUCGCCCUCCUUUCUCCACGGCAUGAAUGCUAUCCGAACGAAAGCAUAGACAUCUACUGCGAGAGAGAUACGAUAUGACAGGUUGAGCACGGCAAACAGACACUCCCUUCCCGCCAUACAAUCGCGCACUCCGCCCGAGACACGGAUGGCCCUCCAUGCAUACGAUAGAUGAAGACGGCAUGCAGCUGAUCGCCCAU